This is a messenger RNA of Poecilia latipinna (sailfin molly), 3438 nucleotides long. RefSeq names its product interleukin 17 receptor C (gene il17rc). The record is from RefSeq and is a predicted model, not a curated record. Gene Ontology annotation, molecular function: interleukin-17 receptor activity. NCBI's taxonomy places the organism in Eukaryota, Metazoa, Chordata, Actinopteri, Cyprinodontiformes, Poeciliidae. The transcript has 14 exons. Bases 109 to 1926 code for a protein of 605 amino acids.
AAAAAAACAUCACAAGGAGAGCAACAAUGCACCUGCCAGACUAGGCUGCUGAAAAACAGUCUGCACAGAAAAAUGCUGUAGGGCUCCUAUAUGGAGCUUUGAUGGAAAAUGUUUCUCCUCAAGUCUUCCCUCUGGUGCAUCGUCUUCAGCCUGUUCUCGUCAGCCUGCGGCUUGGAGUUCAUAGAAUACGACAGCGAUGCAGUUAUUUGCCCACAGGCAUUUUCCGACUGCACCAUCAGAAACAGUCUUUAUGAACAAAAGGACAACCAUGUUCGGUUUGAAGCAUCUUUCAAGCUCUGCUGUAAGGCCAGCAGGGACUGUGCACUUUGUCUUGUGCUAGAGACAGAGGUCAGCAACAUCCCUAUGGCUAGAGAUGUGGAAAACGACAACCACUCUGGCAAUGACGAGGAAGAUGAAAAUGAGGAAACGACGCUUGAGAGAUCGUCUGUGACGGCAUGUUACCAUGAUCCAGCCAGCGCCUUGCCCAGAUGCAAGAAGGUGGAGUUUACAGUUAAUUACACCACUCUUGCUCACCAGAACAAGAGCAAGAUAGCCAUGGUGAUCACGGACAAGUUUAAUUUCGGAAGCCUAAUAACCGUUUAUCCCAAAAUGCGACUUGAUGCACCUUCAGAAGAGAAUGUGUGUUCCCAGGAAUCCCUCCAGAAGCAUAUACCCAUGUGUCCAGUGCCAAAGUUCCGCAUCAAACCAGUUUUCAAGGAAAAUGAUGUUGAGCUGCAGAUUGUGGGCAACAAGUCCCGCCCCUCGCUCUGCAUCAAAUACGAGGAGAACGGACGCUGUCUGAGUCUGGCCCAGACCACCAUCCCCAUUCAUUCUGUGGCACCUUGCAUGUGCAUACAGGUAUGGGAUAAAGAUGAUGAGGGAACUGUGCGUUCUCAAUUAUGCCCCUUUGACAAAACAGGAUUACCACCUCAUUUACAACACUUCAUGUGGAAAAACGUCUCGGUGAAUGUGCGCCUGAGCAAAAUGGGUGAUAGAACAGUCCUUUUAUGGAACCUUACUGCCCCCUGCAGGCUGGAUGGUGAAGUGUCGCUUUGUCACAGACCGAGCAGCAGCGAAAAUCUUGCUGGUGUGAGCAACUGGAAACAAAACAGUUUGGGACUUUGGGAAAAACAAGGAGCAUUUGAAAAUGUUGAUGAAAGCAUUUCCCAGUGUGUGAUGGUGAAAAUAAACGGAACACAUCAGGAAUUUGGUCCAUUUUGCACAUCUGACACUAGCAGAUGGCGCUGGACUCUCCUGAUUGUCGGUGUUUUGCUGGUUGGUUGUCUGACAACAUUAAUGGUUCAUUUCCUGCGUGAUUAUGUGAAGAAAUGGGCGUGGAGCUGGCAGCACGGUGGAUUCGUAAAGAUUGGCAGGAAGGGCCAUGUGGUUCUGCUGAGCCCCCCAGAUUUGGAUGACGCUGUUUCAGAGUCUGUUAGUCUGCUGGGUUCCCAGCUCUGCAGCCAGGGCUUCAGUGUGUCUGUGGACCAGUGGUGCAGGAAGGAUCAAUGCACAAUGGGACCUCUGCCAUGGCUCUACUCCCAACUCCAGAAGCUGGACAGCAUGGGUGGUCGAGUUUUGCUGGUUCUCACCCAGAAAGCCUUAGAAAAAACCGAGGAGUGGACCGUCUUGAACAACGACGGAGAAGGAAGGGAUCAGCGGCAGAUGAAGUCACCUUAUUCCGAUCUGUUUACGGCCUCAUUGUUCAUCAUUCAGGCCCACAAGAAGCUGGGCAGGGCGGCCGAGCGCUUUGUUCUGGUGAAAAUCGACUCCCACCAAACACAGAGUCACAGCAGCGACAGGAGACUUCCAGAGCUGCUUCAAGGCCUUCCUCUGUUUCUGCUUCCCUCUCAGAGCCAGUCGCUCACAACCGAACUGACCGUAGAAGAGGCAGAUGCAACACGGACAGGCUGGAGGGGGAAUAUCUGAGGUUAUCGAAACCAUUUUUGUUCAAAAAGACUUUUAAAAAAACUGCGGAUGAAUUUACAAAAAAAGUGUCACAUACGAAAUACUGCUGCAGAAUCGACAUGAAGGAUAUGCUUAUCUGGACUGAACAUGACAGAGAAGAAGUUGGCUGUAAACACUGAGUCUUUGGCUUAUAAAGAAGUAGCCCUGAAUUUUAAAAGUGAGGUUCUGGUACAAGGUUUCAGGCAGAUAUCUUAGAGUUGCAUCAGACAACUAUUUUGGUUUCUUUAUUUAGCAUAAAGCCAGGUUAGUUUGCUCCAUAGACCAAAUCAAAAGGCUUGAUUGACAGAGACCAGAUUCAUAGCAGAUUUUGGCCGUCUUAAAAGAAUUAAAAUCUUUAAACCACCAGAUCAAUUUAGGCUAUUUCUUCUUUUAUGAAUCUUUUAAAUUGUCCUCAUGUUGUACUGGCCUGUUAUUUAUAGAAAAGGUAAUGGCUAUCUAACCAGGAAGUAAAGUUUGGAGGCAGUGCACCUUAGAUGAUGUUCCUGUAUGAAAUUAGUACAGAGAAAAAGUAGUAGUCAGAGUAGUUUCUUAAUUGUGUAAAAAGUGAAAUGUGUAAAUAUUUAACAGCUAGAGUACUUUUGCUUUUUGCUCUACUUUUAUAGACGACAGCUACUCUGACUGAAAAUGCUUUCAUGCUCCAUUUUUUGUACUUUUCACACAGGGCGAUCAUUUUUGACUCACUGUCUCCUACCUUCACUUUCUGUGUAAUUAAAAACCAGGUUUUGUGUAAAUAACCCAUCAAUGCAAACAGAAUGAUGGUCUGAGCCUAAUAAAAUAGUGUUCCCUCAAAAUGUUAUGACACUUAGACAUUAAAUUUGUUUCAGGAUGGUGUGCUUUGGUACUGGCCUCCCUUUAAGAGGCUAACUUCAUCCUCCAGGACCAACUAUUUUGGAUUUAUACUAAACUGACUAUUAUGAUUUUCUACAAGUAUAAUAACUGCUUACAGCCUUUUCACAGAACCUCAUUUCAAUAACUCAACCAGUGCUAUAAUAAUGUUAUAAUGUAAUAGUCUUUCUUUAUGGAAAGACUGUGUUUUGGUCGUCUCUCAGUCCUUUGCUGAAAAUCUGAAAUAUGUUCCUGAAGCAGGUGACGUGCAGCGUCAUGAAUAAAUCUGAAGGGCAAUAAGCACAUAAAUAUGUAGACCGGUAGAUUGUGAUUUAUGGCUUCUAUUUUUAUUGUAAAUAAAUUGUAAAUAGGGAUUUUUUUUUUUACUCAUCUAUGAAUAAUAGCUUCAAAGCUAUAAGAAAAUAAUCGUACAUUUUUCAGAUGAACAUCAAAUUAUUAUUAUGUAAUAGAAUAUAAACAGCCUUUAUUGUCCUGCAAAGGGGAAAUUGAAGCGUUUACACAAAAAGUUCUUAAAGUGUUUAAAACGAUAUAUAAAGAUUCAUAAUAAAAAAUAAUAAUAAUAAUAAUAACAAUGAAAUACUGUACAAGACUAUAACAGAAAGCUGCACGUCUUUUAACUUAAACAAA